CGCUUCGCCCUCCUGUCGUCUUCUUCUGUGUGUCGGCUCCGAGACUUAGCUGGCCACGAUGGGGAAGAAGUCGCGGGCGGCGCCGGUGGGGCGGCGGCCUAUCCUACAGCUCUCGCCGCCGGGGCCUCGCGGAGGCCGGGAAGAAGCCGUGCCGGGCGACGGGGACUCGGCGUCGGAAGCAGAUGACUUUGAAGUGACUGAAGAGGCUCCAAGGACAGCCCCAAACCCACCCCAGGCUAAUAUGCCUAUUGGGCCUGUAGCUGUCAAACCAACAGGUGGCUUAUGUUUGCUUGGUGCUUAUGCAGACAGCGAUGAAGAAGACAGUGAGAUGUCUGAGAAACCAGCACAGUCUGCAGAUGCAAAUGGCAAUAAUUCGACAGACAUUGACAGUACCCUGGCGAACUUCCUAGCGGAAAUAGAUGCAAUUACAGCUCCUUCCCAGCCUGCUGAGGCCACUGUUCCCACCACUGCUCCACCUCCAACUCCUCCACGCCCAGAACCUAAGGAAUCUGCCACCAGUCAGGUUUUGCCAACUGCAAAUGGGACAGACCAGGUGGCCGAGUGGCAGUACGAUACUCAGUGCUCACUGGCAGGAGUGGGAGUGGAGAUGGGAGACUGGCAGGAAGUUUGGGAUGAAAAUACAGGCUGCUAUUAUUACUGGAACACUCAAACCAAUGAGGUUACUUGGGAACUACCCCAGUACCUUGCAACACAAGUACAGGGUCUUCAACAUUACCAGCACAGUUCUGUAGCAGAGGCUGAUGAAAACUACCAGAUGGCUGCAGAUCUAACCUUACCGGGAAAAGGUGUUGCUGCUGCUGUUGUUGCUGCUGCUCCUGCUCCAAGCAGUGUUGGACGUAGGACAACUCUUGUGAAGCGUGAACUGAAGAAAGAAGUCAAUGAAGGUAUCCAGGCUCUUUCAAGCAAUGAAGAAGAGAAAAAGGGAGUGGCUGCAUCAUUGCUGGCUCCAUUACUUCCUGAGGUGGUGAAGGAGGAAGAGGAGCGCUGGAGGCGGAAGGUUAUCUGUAAGGAGGAGGUGGAGCCAUUGAUGGAAGAAGAUGUGGCAGUGGAACAAGCAGCGCCUGUUGUUGAUCAGCAGCUAGAAGGCAGCCGAGAUAUUGGGGAAGACCCUUCUCAGGAAGACCUGUGUAGUGUGGUGCAAUCAGGGGAGAGUGCAGAGGAAGAAGAGGAGCAGGAUACUCUUGAGCUGGAGAUGGUAUUGGAGAGGAAGAAGGCAGAACUGAGAGCUUUAGAAGAAGGUGAUGGGAGCAUUUCAGGCUCUAGUCCCCUUUCUGAGGGGAGUCAGUUAGACCUAACACGGCGGUUGCUACCCAAUCAAGGGAAAUGGAAGCUUUUUGGAGUUGCUAGCCCAGAAUCCAACAGUCGAGGGUCUAGUAAGACGGGGCAAGAGAGUCCUGAACCCGGAGAAACAGCAGUGAAGGAAGAACCAGAAGUGGCUGAUGAGAACUCUGAGAAUGAGCCAGACGCAGAGGAAUCGCAAGACAAAGUGAAAACACAAGGGACUUCGAAGGUAGAAGAUGAGGAGCAGGACUUAAAGUUUCAGAUUGGAGAGCUGGCCAACAUGUUGAUAAGCAAGCUGGAGUUCUUGGGCAUCAGUAGACAAUCCAUCUCUAACUUCCACAUGCUACUGUUACAGACCGAGACCCGUAUUGCAGACUGGCGGGAAGGAGCUCUCCAAGGAAACUACCUCAAACGCAAAUUGCAAGAUGCAGCUGAACAGCUAAAACAGUAUGAAAUAAACGCCGCCCCUAAAGGCUGGUCCUGCCACUGGGACAGGGAUCAUAGGCGCUAUUUCUAUGUUAACGAGCAAUCAGGCGAAUCCCAGUGGGAGUUCCCAGAUGGGGAAGAGGAAGAGGAGGGGCAAAUCCUAGAGAAUAAAGCAGAAGCUCUUCCUAAACAAGCACUGAAGGAGAAAACAGAGUCUGGAGAAUCUACUGAUAACACUGCAGGUACUGGACCUGGUUCUCUUGGUAAAGAGUCUCUUUCUAGUCAAACUGCAGCUACAUCUCUUGUGCCUCUCAGUCCGUUUUGGACAAUGCUUCAGCCUUCUGUUCCUGUACUCCAACCCCCUUUACCCUUGGAAAUGCCGCCGCCGCCGCCACCUCCGCCAGAGUCACCACCUCCCCCACCGCCACCUCCUCCACCCCCAGGAGAAGAUGGGGAAAUUCAAGAAGUAGAGAUGGAGGAUGAGGGAGACGAGGAGCCACCAGCACCAGGAACAGAGGAAGAUGCUGUUCUGAAACCUCUUCUCCGACCAGCAGUAGCUAACAGUCAAACCAGCUCUGACACCAGCAUAUCCGCACCUCUUUCAGUUAAAUCUAUAAAAAGAAAAGCUUCCGAAAUGAGUGCUGGACUGGUGCAACGAGCAGCAACCAUUGGAAGCUGUCCAGUGCUCUACGGCCAGUCAGUUAUGACUACAGGUGAGUGUCAUACCUCUAAUUCUCCUUUGCUUUUUGAUCUCCAUUGCAGAGUUUUGGAAAUAUUCCCAUUUCCCCCCUCCCCCCCUGUUGUUACAGGCCUUCAGAACCCAGGGGUGACUUUGCAACAGAGUUAUCUUGGAGUAACGCAGCCAGCACUUAUCAGCUAUUCCGAGUGUAGUGCUCCUGUUGGACUUUCUGCUGGCACUUCACAGCCGGUUCCUUCACAAGGCCCCCCGCCUGCCACUAGCACUGCAGAACAGCUGCCACUGCCGCCGCCGCCGCCACCACCGCCACUGUCGCCACCUCCACAUGCUCCCAAAGCGCUGCCUCCAGAGAAGUCAAAAAAGCUUAGGAGAGUUAGCAAGAGAAAAAAAACCAAGACAAAGAUGCCAUCUCUCGUAAAAAAGUGGCAGAGCAUUCAACGGGAACUGGAUGAGGAGGAAAACUCCAGCUCUAGUGAUGAGGAUCGGGACGUGAUGUCACAGAAGCGAAUUGAGGAAUGGAAGCAGCAGCAGUUAAUUAGCGGUAUGGCAGAGAGAAAUGCAAAUUUUGAGGCAUUGCCUGAUGACUGGCGCGCUCGACUCAAGAGGCGGAAAGCCACUUCAAGCACAUGAGAGCUUUUUUUUCUUUUUCUUUUUUUUUACCCACACAUGUACAGUUCAGAACCUUUUACUGUUGGAUAAAUUGUAACUUUUUGAGGAUACAUAUUUCAGUUUAAUGACCUGAAGGAGAAAUUGCGUGGACUUGGAAUUCCUUUUGGAGGUGUAUUUGGCAAAUAGGCCUGUGAAAUAAAAAUAGGCUUGACCACUCCUCUCUAAAGCAGCUCCUAAUCCCAGUUGAGACAAAGGUGGAAUACCAUUCUGUCCAGUUCCCUGGUGGAGCUGGUACCAAGAACUGAUUCAUGCACUUUGGCUGGUUCCAUUUUGAACUCCACAUUUUCACCUCUCCUUUCCAAGCCCAAAGGUGUUUUUCCAUUCAUCUCAAAAAUAAUUCUACAAGGUGUCCAAUUUGCAACAUUUGCAGAUUGGUGUUACAGAACAGGCCAAUGAAAGAUGCACUUUUUUCUCACAUCAGACACAGAACUGCAGGAUACGAACCCCUCAUUCCAUCCUUAUCUUUGCCAACUCCUUGGUUUUUGGCAGCAUUGUUCUUUGUUACUGCUUGCCUGACUAAAAAAAUGGACUGUUGUUUCUGCCCUUAAAUCUGUAUCAGUCCUGCCAUUUUUCUUGGGUGUUUUCACUUGUAACAUUACUCCCAGAAUAAUCCCGUUACACUUUAGGUGCUGAAACUUGCCAAUAGUUCCAUUGGUGGGGGCUGUAGCAAGCUGGGACAGAACACAGUAUGCAGCUGCCAUCAUUGAGUACUGACUGAGCAGGAUGGGAAUCCCCAUGCCUUCCCUGGUUGGCAUCCAGAGGCAGGGGGAAGAUGGCUUAGCACUGUAUCAGCACUGACUAUCCAGUAGCCUUGUGUCUACACUGGAUCCUGCUGGCCAGUGAGCAGCUGUGUGCCGGCACAGUGCUGAAUCAGCUACAUUGCAAUGUCCCUUAAGUAAAGGUAAGGAGGACCCACUUCCCCUCACUCACUACUCAGCACUCUACCCCACCUCAGUGCUGCUCGAUAGAUAUAUGUUAGAGGAGAGGGAAAACUUAAACAUUUUUCAGUACUUAGUUCUAAACCCCUCUUGUUAAGUUCCAGGAAAUGUAGGGUCUUUGUCUACGUUUGAAGCCAGGCUGAAUAUUUAUCCAACCUGUGAAUGUCUGAGUCUUCUCCCUUGUUUGCUUUUUAAAAAUCUGAAUCAAGUGGUAAUGAUUUUCUGUAAACUGAAAGAAAAGGCAGUUUAUGGUUGAACACUGUUGGUAUUUCUCCUGUUUCUGGCUUUGUAAAUUUGUACAUAGACAUUAAUAAAACCCCUUUUUAUACUUCGGAA
Elgaria multicarinata webbii is the source of this 4368-nucleotide messenger RNA. RefSeq names its product formin binding protein 4 (gene FNBP4). Lineage: Eukaryota; Metazoa; Chordata; Lepidosauria; Squamata; Anguidae. Gene Ontology annotation, molecular function: protein binding. The coding region runs from base 59 to 3055 and encodes 998 amino acids. The transcript has 16 exons. The record is from RefSeq and is a predicted model, not a curated record.